ACGCACGUUACCUACCUCAUUCUACUGGCAUCGAUUUUCAUUUGCAUAACAACAUAACACAUCGUUCCGCUGUCAGCAGCUGAUUUUCCACUCGGUGCGCCGAAACUCUUCGAUUUUCCUUCAAAAACACACUGAUAAAACCCAUCCAACAUGCAGGGCAUGAGCUUGCAGUCGCUGAAGAAGCACAAGGCUUUGAUUCCAUUGUACGUCUGUACUGGUUUGGGAUGCUUCGGAGCUCUCUUCUACACGCUCCGUUUGGCUACCAGGAACCCUGAUGUUCAGUGGAACAGGACUGGUCAGAUCUCCAAUGAAGAGUAUGCCAACAACAAACAAUACAAAUUCUACUCCCCAAAUGUGGAUUACUCUAAGAUGAAGUCAGAGGCACCUAAAUUUUAAGCUGUCAGUGGAGUAUAGUAUGAAAUAGUUCAAUCUUAUUUAAUUCAAUGAUAAAUGUGAAAAAAUGCGUAAAAUCGAUGCAAAUGUAACAUCUUGACAUGUUUCUGUAAAUAAAAAAUGGUGAUAUUACCACAAA
Dalotia coriaria is the source of this 532-nucleotide messenger RNA. It is a transcript of the gene ND-MLRQ, whose product is annotated as NADH dehydrogenase (ubiquinone) MLRQ subunit. NCBI's taxonomy places the organism in Eukaryota, Metazoa, Arthropoda, Insecta, Coleoptera, Staphylinidae. The transcript is spliced from 3 exons. The coding region runs from base 151 to 396 and encodes 81 amino acids. The record is from RefSeq and is a predicted model, not a curated record.